Phalaenopsis equestris is the source of this 607-nucleotide messenger RNA. Its product is annotated as ethylene-responsive transcription factor ERF071-like. Lineage: Eukaryota; Viridiplantae; Streptophyta; Magnoliopsida; Asparagales; Orchidaceae. Gene Ontology annotation, molecular function: DNA-binding transcription factor activity; DNA binding. The record is from RefSeq and is a predicted model, not a curated record. The coding region runs from base 125 to 607 and encodes 160 amino acids. Gene Ontology annotation, biological process: regulation of DNA-templated transcription; ethylene-activated signaling pathway. The transcript has 2 exons.
CAAGCUUUCUCCAACCGGUGGGCAUUCCACUGCUACCAUAUCUGUGUGCGUGCAUUACCGCUUUCCGCCUCUUCUCAAAUCCUUCUUUCCCGCACAAUCUUCGCCGGUACGGUGAUCUCAGAAAAUGUGCGGCGGUUCCGUCAUCUCCGAUCUAAUCCCCUUCACCUCCGGCCAGAAUCUUUCCCGCCGGAACCCCACGCCUCCCGAAAACCCCAAAUCCGCCGAUUCCAAGGACUCCAAUCCCGCACUCUCCUUAGAUGAGACGAAGAAGAAGGUUCGAAAGAACAUUUACCGCGGGAUUCGGCGUCGCCCGUGGGGAAAAUGGGCGGCGGAGAUCCGCGAUCCGAGAAAGGGUGUUAGGGUUUGGCUCGGAACUUUCAGUACGCCGGAAAGCGGGUGCGUGUCGCCGGCUACUACGGAGGUGUUGAAGGAGCGGAUUUCGAGCUUGGAAACGUUUUUGGGGCUGGAGCAUGUGGUAGGGCAGGUGCAGGAGUCAGGCGAGUCGGUCAUCGGUGGAGGAGUAGGGGAACGUUUCUGGGCUUGGGAUGACGAUUUGGGGUUGAUGGACGGCUCUGAUACUGCGAAGUAUCGUUCGGAAUUGCUUUGA